Molecule: messenger RNA, 2631 nt
Organism: Loxodonta africana (African savanna elephant)
Lineage: Eukaryota; Metazoa; Chordata; Mammalia; Proboscidea; Elephantidae
Gene: PTGS1
Product: prostaglandin-endoperoxide synthase 1
Exons: 11
Coding region: 36-1838 (600 amino acids)
Biological process (GO): cyclooxygenase pathway; response to oxidative stress
Cellular component (GO): neuron projection; cytoplasm
Molecular function (GO): peroxidase activity; prostaglandin-endoperoxide synthase activity; heme binding
Source: RefSeq, a predicted model, not a curated record
GCGUCCAGCACCCAUCAGUCAGCUGCCCCUGCACCAUGAGCCGGCGCAGUCUCUCGCUCCGGUUCCCGCUGCUCCUGUUGCUGCUGCCGACGCCCCCGGUCCUCGCGGCUGCCUCCCGGGCCCCCGCGCCGGUGAACCCCUGUUGUUCGUAUCCGUGCCAGCACCAGGGAAUCUGCGUCCGCAUUGGUCUUGAUCUCUACCAGUGUGACUGCACCCGCACGGGCUACUCCGGCCCCAACUGCACCGUCCCUGAUCUAUGGACCUGGCUCCGGAAUGCAUUGCGGCCCAGCCCCUCUUUUCUCCACUUCCUGUUGACCCAUGGGCGCUGGUUCUGGGAGUUUGUCAAUGCCACCUUCAUCCGUGAAAUGCUCAUGCGUCUGGUACUCGUAGUGCGUUCCAACCUUGUCCCCAGCCCCCCAACCUACAACUCAGCCCAUGACUACAUCAGCUGGGAGUCCUUCUCCAAUCUGACCUACUAUACCCGUAUUCUGCCCUCUGUGCCCCAAGACUGCCCUACACCAAUGGGAACCAAAGGGAAGAAGCAGUUGCCAGAUGCUCAGCUCCUGGCCCAUCGCUUCCUGCUCAGGAGGAAGUUCAUACCUGAUCCCCAAGGUGCCAACCUCAUGUUUGCCUUUUUUGCACAACAUUUUACCCACCAAUUCUUCAAAACUUCUGGCAAGAUGGGUCCUGGCUUCACCAAGGCCUUGAGCCACGGGGUAGACCUGGGCCACAUUUAUGGAGACAAUCUGGAGCGUCAGUAUCAUCUGCGGCUCUUUAAGGAUGGGAAACUCAAGUACCAGGUGCUGGAUGGAGACGUGUACCCCCCCUCGGUGGAAGAGGCACCUGUGUUGAUGCACUAUCCACGGAAUGUUUCGCCACGGAGCCAGAUGGCUGUGGGCCAGGAGGUGUUCGGGCUGCUUCCCGGCCUCAUGCUCUAUGCCACAAUCUGGCUGCGUGAGCACAACCGUGUGUGUGACCUGCUGAAGGCUGAGCACCCCACCUGGAACGACGAGCAGCUCUUCCAGACGACCCGCCUCAUCCUUAUAGGCGAGACCAUCAAGAUCGUAAUUGAGGAGUAUGUGCAGCAGCUGAGUGGCUACCUCCUGCAGCUGAAGUUUGACCCGGAGCUGCUGUUCGGUGUCCAGUUCCAGUAUAGCAAUCGCAUUGCCGUGGAGUUCAACCACCUCUACCACUGGCACCCACUCAUGCCCGACUCCUUCAAAGUGGGCUCCCAAGAGUACAGCUAUGAGCAGUUCUUGUUCAACACCUCAAUGUUGGUGGACUACGGCGUUGAGGCCCUAGUGGAUGCCUUCUCUCGUCAGGGCGCUGGCAAGAUCGGUGGCGGUCAGAACUUGGACCAGCAUGUCCUGCAUGUUGCCGUGGAGGUCAUCAAGCAGUCUCGAGAGUUGCGGCUGCAGCCCUUCAAUGAGUACCGAAAGAGGUUUGGCAUGAGGCCCUACACCUCUUUCGAGGAGCUCACAGGAGAGAAGGAGAUGGCAGCUGAGUUGGAAGAGCUAUAUGGUGAUAUCGAUGCCAUGGAGUUCUAUCCGGGGCUGCUUCUUGAGAAGUGCCAUCCAAACUCCAUCUUUGGGGAGAGUAUGAUAGAAAUUGGGGCUCCCUUUUCCCUCAAGGGCCUCCUAGGGAAUCCCAUCUGUUCUCCGGAGUACUGGAAGCCCAGCACAUUUGGCGGCGAGACAGGUUUCAACAUUGUCAAGACUGCCACACUGAAGAAGCUGGUCUGCCUCAACACCAAAACCUGUCCUUAUGUUUCCUUCCAUGUGCCUGACCCCAGUCGGGAUGACUGGUUUACUGUGGAGCGGCCGUCCACAGAGCUCUAAGGGGACAAUGCAGCAGCAUUCUGGAGGAUGGAGCUUUGUGCUUAUCAUUCCAGAAUGCUGAGGCCAGGAUUGAUAGUCUUAAAUGUUGAGGCCAACUUUGAUAGCCUAGUUUGGCAUUAAGACUGUUGGGACUGACCUUUAGAACUUUGAAUCCCUCACCAAUUAUCUGGAAUGUUGUGGUUUUGUUUGUUGUUCUAGAAUGCUGAAUUCCUGGUUAAUCAUCCAGAAUGUUGGGAGUGGCUCUCACUUGGCAUGCCAGAACACUGGGUUCCUGGUUAACAAACUAGAAUGUCAGAUUUCUGGUUGAUUUGGAAUAUAGGCAUUUUAGAAUGUGGAGCUCCUGGUUAAAUCAUCUAGAAAGUUAGGGGGCUCUUAUUUUGCAUUCUAGAAUUGUGGGUGACCUUCCCAGGAUGUUAACUUUAUGACUGGUGAUCCAGAAAGUUAUGUUCCUGCUUGAUGACCCAAAACAGUGACUAGUGUGCCAGAAUAGUCCUGAUCUGAAUGCCUAGAAUGUUAAUUUGAUUAUUUUCCUGUUCAAUGAGAUAUCCAUAGAGCAGGAGCAUCUAAUGUCCAAUAAGAAUGCAUUGUCUGAACCCGUACCUGCACUGAGGGAGCAAGAAGGUGGAGUAUAUUUCUUGGGACUCCUAUUUAGAUCCUGGUCCAAGGAUGUAGAUAGAACAGUUGAGCCUUUCCGUGCCUUUGCUUGUAAACCACCAGGGCCUGGUCCCCAAGCAGAUCUUGAAUCACGGCAACUGUUUCUCAUGAGGCUAAUAAAAUUCUCUUUCCAAAGUUG